Molecule: messenger RNA, 2768 nt
Organism: Benincasa hispida (wax gourd)
Lineage: Eukaryota; Viridiplantae; Streptophyta; Magnoliopsida; Cucurbitales; Cucurbitaceae
Gene: EX1
Product: UvrB/UvrC domain protein (DUF3506)
Biological process (GO): response to singlet oxygen; singlet oxygen-mediated programmed cell death
Cellular component (GO): thylakoid membrane
Source: RefSeq, a predicted model, not a curated record
UCUUUCAUACAAAUACACAGAUGAACCACAAAGUUACAAAAUGGGUAUUACCAGUUUCGAUUUUUCCACUCACCCAUCUCAUAGUUUCUAGCCUUUCACUCCCUCUCAUCUCAAAUUCUUCUCUGUGAAAAAGCUACAUACAAACCACCACAAAAUACUGUCUCAUCCAUCCAUGGCUUCCAUUUCUCCACCCACCCCUCAUCAGCUCUUCUUCUCCACCCCCAAAUUCCAUUCCCCAACUCCGUUUCUGAAACCAUAUUCUUCUACUGCACCUCCUCCGCCAUCCCAAUCCCAUACCAUCUGCCACUCCCACAACUCUGAUUCUCCCUCUCCAUCUGAACCUUCCCUUCCAUGGGGUUGGGGCUCUGCACUUCAGGACCUCUUUCAAACCGCCCUCAGACAAUUCGAUUCUCUGGUGAACCACCGUAGCGAUGGCUCUAAGGACACGCGUCCCGACGGUGGGGUUCUGCAGGGACGGGGUGUAGGUGGAGCCGACGAGAAAGAUGUGGACGAUGAUCGGAGCUGGGAUUGGGAUCGGUGGCGCAAGCAUUUUGAUGAGGUCGACGAGCAGGAGCGACUCGUUUCUUUUCUUAAGUCGCGCUUAAGUCAUGCGGUAUAUGCAGAGGAUUAUCAGGAUGCUGCUAGGCUCAAGGUGGCGAUUGCGGCUUUGGCUACAAACGAUACUGUUGGCAGAGCGAUGUCUUAUCUUCAUAGAGCUAUAGCGGAGGAGCGAUACCGCGAUGCAGCCUUCAUCCGGGACAAUGCUGGUGCCGGGUUGGUUGGCUGGUGGUCCGGCACUUCAAAAGACAAUCACAAUCCUCGUGGUCUAAUUAUUCGAAUAACUGCUGAACAUGGAAGAUAUGUUGCAAGAAGUUACAGUCCUCGACAGCUUGCUACGGCUGCAGAUGGUGUCCCCUUGUUUGAGGUUUUUUUUAGAGUAAACAAAACGGGUGAAUACAAACAGCAGGCUGUCUACUUGAAGCGGAAAGGAGUUUUAUCCGAUCAUUCAAAUGGUUCAUCUAAAGGAUUAGAUUCACCUAGUGUAUUAAAUCCCUUGGACCCCAUUGAAGAAAAAGACGAUCUUUUCAUUAUAGGCGGUGAAGAAGCUGAAGAUGGUGAAAUCAGGAAUGAAGAUUCUGAUAUAGCUGUUGGAUUUCCAGUCUUCCAGAAUAUCUUGAGAGAUAUGAUUCCUGGAGUGAAGGUCAAGGUUUUGAAGCUGUCAACUCCAGAAAAGGUUGACAAAGACGUGAUAUCUAAGGUGAUUGAGCAAAUAAUCGAGGAGGAAGAAGAUGAAGAAGAGGAAGAUGAGGAGGAUGGAGAAAGUGAGAAAGAUAGUGACUUUGAAGAUUUGGAAGUGGAAGAUAAGAUUAAGGAUGACCACCAAGAGAGAGAUGCUGAAUUGGAUGCUGAUGACGGUUUCCUUGAAAAUCAGGGACGAAAUGAAGUUGCUGUCAAAAUCAUUGUUGGUGGUUUAGUGCAGAAGCUUUCUGGCGGUUUUUCUUCUAAAAAUAUACUAAGAGUGCCUGCAAAGUUAGAAAAGAAGGGACGUUCUUCAUUUUCUUUCUCAGUUGAGAAUGAUGUGAACGAACAGGACUCCCUUGGAAAGGAACUAAAUUCAAAGUCCAAGCCUCGAGGUCAAAGUAGUAUUGACCAUGUUAUGCUCGAUUUAGCCAAAUUCGUUGGCAAAGAGAAGAUACCGUUAAAGGUACUCAAAGAUUUGAGUGAGUUAAUAAAGCUAUCCAUCAGCCAGGCACAGAACUAUCAACCUCUUUCUGGAUCCACAAGUUUCAAUCGCAUUGAAAUUCCCACUUCUUCAGAUCCUCUAAAUGGACUGUACAUAGGGGCACAUGGAAUAUAUACAUCAGAAAUUAUUCAUCUAAGACGCAGAUUUGGUCGAUGGCAAGAGGAUGGAGGAGGGGAUAAGGAGGCUUCAAAGCUUGAAUUUUAUGAAUAUGUAGAAGCCUGGAAAGUUAUUGGGGAUCCAUAUGUGCCAGCUGGAAAGGUGGCAUUUCGGGCAAAGGUUGGAAAAAGAUACCAGCUUCCUCAUAAAGGGAUCAUUCCUGAAGAAUUUGGAGUGGUUGCUAGAUAUAAAGGACAAGGGAGGCUAGCUGAGCCAGGUUUUCGCAAUCCUCGAUGGGUUGAUGGUGAACUUGUUAUUCUUGAUGGGAAGUACAUCAAAGGGGGACCUGUCGUUGGAUUUGUUUAUUGGGCUCCUGAAUUUCAUUUCCUGGUGUUUUUUAAUCGGUUGAGGCUGCAAGAGUAGAUUUCACUUUACUUUAAGCUGAAAUCUCGUGCUUGUCCAUCAUUUGUGCUUCCAUCGAUUCUUUAAGGCAGUUUCAGAGGAUUUAAAGCCCUCGUUUAAAGAUGAGCAGUUUAGCAAGCAAAGCAAGCCAUUUGUUGCCAACUGACAAACUUGAUCACCAAAGCUUGGUCCACGCUGACACUUGGGUCUCGUAAUUUCUUCCUUCUCUGGGCAAUUCUUAGCAUGCUUGUAUAUAUUAAUCUGUUCUUUUGCUUAAUCAUUCUUAACCAUCAAGUUUUGUGGUUUGAGAUAUCAUUUGCUUUAGCUAUACCUUAUUUAUAGCUGUAGUAGAUUGAGCUAUCAUUUGUAAAACAGGUUUUCUGGAGGUUACCUAAUAAAAAAACGUAUGUAGCCUUAUACAAUUUGGAGUCUGGAACAAGAACCGUUGGAUUCAUCUGUUAAUAUUAUUACUAAUGUAGUAUUAUUAUGAAUCUUGUUACCACUUAUGUAAUCUUCUCCCAUUGUU